This is a messenger RNA of Pungitius pungitius (ninespine stickleback), 2049 nucleotides long. It is a transcript of the gene pdk2a, whose product is annotated as pyruvate dehydrogenase kinase 2a. Gene Ontology annotation, molecular function: pyruvate dehydrogenase (acetyl-transferring) kinase activity. Lineage: Eukaryota; Metazoa; Chordata; Actinopteri; Perciformes; Gasterosteidae. Gene Ontology annotation, cellular component: mitochondrion. The record is from RefSeq and is a predicted model, not a curated record. The transcript has 11 exons. The coding region runs from base 29 to 1255 and encodes 408 amino acids. Gene Ontology annotation, biological process: regulation of glucose metabolic process; protein phosphorylation.
GACCCCCCCCCCCUCCACAGCAACAACCAUGAAGUUCGUGAGGUAUAUCAUGAAAAACGCCGCUUUGGCCAGCGUGCCCAAACACAUCGAUCACUUCUCCAAAUUCUCCCCCUCGCCGCUCUCCAUGAAGCAGUUCCUCGACUUCGGUUCCAUCAACGCCUGUGAGAAGACGUCCUUCACCUUCCUGAGACAGGAGCUCCCGGUGAGACUUUCCAACAUCAUGAAAGAAAUCAACCUGCUGCCCAACAAACUGCUCACAACCCCCUCCGUGCAGACGGUGCAGAGCUGGUACAUCCAGAGUUUGAUGGAAAUCCUUGAAUUCUUAGACAAGAACCCAGAUGACAAAGUCCUGGGAGAGUUCGUUGAGGCCUUAGUGACCAUCAGAAACCGCCACAACGACGUGGUUCCCACUAUGGCCCAGGGCAUCAUCGAAUACAAAGAGGCCUUCCCUCAGGACCAAGUAACCAACCAGAACAUCCAGUACUUCCUGGACCGCCUCUACAUGAGCCGCAUCUCUAUCCGCAUGCUCAUCAACCAGCACACUCUCGUUUUUGAUGGAACCCUCAACCCGGUGCACCCGAACACCAUCGGCAGCAUUGACCCCCACUGUGAGGUUGGAGACGUAGUCCGAGAUGCUUUCCACAGCGCCAAGACGCUGUGUGACCAGUACUACCUGCGCUCCCCCGACCUCGUUCUACAGGAGAUGUGCCGCACGAAGAAGAACCUUCCCAUAAGCAUCGUGUACGUCCCCUCUCACCUUUAUCACAUGCUGUUUGAGCUCUUCAAGAACGCCAUGAGGGCCACGAUCGAGACCCACGACCACAGCAGCACGCUGCCCCCCGUCGAGGUCAUGGUCGCUCUGGGAGCCGAGGACCUGUCAAUCAAGAUGAGCGACAAGGGCGGCGGGGUCCCCUUCCGGAGGAUCGACAACCUCUUCAGCUACAUGUUCUCCACUGCUCCGGCUCCACGGAGAGGAGAGCGCGCGCGGCCUCCGCUGGCCGGCUUCGGCUACGGUCUGCCCAUCUCCCGUCUCUACGCCCAGUACUUCCAGGGGGACCUGCAGCUCUACUCCAUGGAGGGCCACGGCACCGACGCCGUCAUCUACCUGAAGGCGCUGUCCACAGACUCGGUCGAGAGGCUGCCGGUCUACAACAAAACCGCCUUGAAGAACUACAAAGUGAGCCUGGAGGUGGACGACUGGUGCGUUCCCAGCAGGGAGCCUCUGGACCUCAGCGUCCACAAGGGGCCCAAGUGAAAAAACGCCAUGAAGCCUUCACAGUUUCUGUCUUCACGCUCGCCACGUCAGCAUCGGUCACGGCGGAUGUUUGCAUCAAACCUUUUUUUUUUUCUGAAGAGAGGGUUAUCUCCAGACCAGAUCUUUUAGUUGGGUUUUUAGUGAUUUUUAAUGUGGCUUUUGGGUUCCUUUUGUAGGAAAAUAGCUCCAGUGUCGCAUCAUGUGCAGGUGGAGACAGAGAAGGUCUUACUAAAGUGGGAAACACGCGAGAGCCGAUGAAGAGGAGGGUUUGAUGUAUUCCAGAUGAAGAUGGAGGUAUUGAGCCGCAAGAAGCAGAUCCUGUGGGAAAAGUCAGCCAGGGGUUUCUUUCACUGAAGAACCUGAAGAACCUGAAGAACUACCACUCGUGUUGCACCGUGUUGCUUUUGAGGGUGCUGUAAUCCUGUUGGAUCCGUGGUUUUAAGCAAAUGUACCACUUUUACAUCCCGCUGUGACGCUGUUGUCCUUGCUGCAUGGAUGUUAGUCGGAGCUUUUGACAUUUUCUGAUGAGCGUAUUUUGGCGUUGAUUGAUAAGAUUCGGCACUAUCGUAGCACGAGUUUCUCUGGACCCCGCUGAGUGUAAUCCACGCUUCCUUAUUAAUUACAGAGACACAGAGUGGAUUGAAAGAACAUCUUUAGGCCUCUAGAGCCGGCCACCACAGCGUCUUCCACGCUCGUUUGUGAGGUUUAAGGCUUCCGGAGUUCAAAAGAGUCCUUAAAAGCAAUAAAAGAAGGUGCACGUCAUGUUUUAGUUCCCGAGGCUGGUCUCACAUUGU